AAAAGAAUGCUUGAUAACUUUGUUUCAAGAUCCAAAACCAAGCCUUACAUGCAAAAAUACCUUAACUUAGUCCUUCAAAUUCCUUCAAAAGCAGCACAGCUUUUAUACCUGACAAAGAAGCUUCCUUUUUUGUUGUGCUUCUUCAAAAUAAAGUUUCACUUUUUUAUCUGGUCUUUGAUUGAAAGAGCUUCAAAAUAAGGUUUCGUUACAAAGAAAGAUGGAUAUGCUAAAGCAAAUGAGGGUGACAUUCUCCGGUAUAGGGGAAGAAGAGAAAGGAGGCAGCAGCAGCAACACAAGAGAUAAAACAAUACCACCUCAGAAAACUCAAUCCUUUAAAGACACAAAAAGAACACCUAGCUGGUUGUACAGACAAUUUAUAAGAACAAUGAGUCGUGAUUAUGAUUCAAGCGAUGUCGACUAUCCAGCUGCGGUGGCUGCAGCUGCAUUUGCUGUAAAAUCAGUCGAAGACAAGAGUGAAUAUUAUGACCACAGAAGGAUCAAAGGUAAACCACAGGAUAUUGCUAAGAUACCUGAAAAGUUUUCAGAUGAAGGUUCAAAACUUCCUGAUAAAAGUUUGCCAGUAAGGUCAGCAACAAUCAAUCCAGAGCCAGUUAAAUCUGUUCCAUCUAUUAAGAAGACACCAACUUUUGGAGAUAACAAACCUGGAAGUGAAGUUGCUGAAAAGGCCAAAAGAGUUCCAUCCGGUAAGAAGAUACCAACUUUUGUAGAUACCAAACCUGAAAGUGAAAUUGCUGAAAAGGUCAAAAGAGCUCCAUCCAUGAAGAAAACACCCACAUUAUCAGACCAAAGCACUGAUAUUAGAGCUCCUAAAACCCCUGAGGUUCCUGUUUCCGAUCCUGCUCUUAAGCCAACUAGACAAUCUCCAUCUCAACUUGGAAGUGGAAAUUCUAAGGCAGAUAUUUGGGAGAAAGAAAAGAUGGAGAAGAUCAGAGAAAGGUACAGGAAGCUCAUAAAUGAAAUAGUGGAAUGGGAGACUAAGAAGAAGAAAAAGGCAAGGCGUGAAUUGGACAGAAUUGAGGCUGAAUUAGACAGACGUCGGGCAAAAGCCUUGAGACAUUUCAACAAUGAAGUCGGAAGGAUUGAAAGCAUUGCAGGAGGAGCCAGAGAACAAGCAGAUCAACAUCGAAUAAACAAAGAGCUUAAGGUUAUAGAGAAGGCAAAUAAGAUCAGAUCAACUGGGAAAAUGCCAUCAACAUGUUCAUGCUUUUAAAUAGUACCAUUCAUUAAGAAAACUGUAAAAAUUGUGAAAAUCCAACUUUUACCACAUUUGUUGGAGAAACAUGUAAAUAUGCUGAGUACAAUACUUGCCGUAUAUAAGCUUUCACAAGAUUAUCACAAAUCAGUAUUGAUGUCAA
This is a messenger RNA of Lycium ferocissimum, 1376 nucleotides long. RefSeq lists its product as uncharacterized. The coding region runs from base 218 to 1231 and encodes 337 amino acids. The record is from RefSeq and is a predicted model, not a curated record. NCBI's taxonomy places the organism in Eukaryota, Viridiplantae, Streptophyta, Magnoliopsida, Solanales, Solanaceae. The transcript has 6 exons.